Molecule: messenger RNA, 1437 nt
Organism: Thlaspi arvense
Lineage: Eukaryota; Viridiplantae; Streptophyta; Magnoliopsida; Brassicales; Brassicaceae
Source: the annotation of a GenBank genome assembly
AUGGGUUUCGAGGAUGAUCCGUACCGUGAUGUAGAUGGGGAGCCAUUGAUGGACUUUGACGAGCCACUCCAGGACUUUGAGGAUAACUUGGCCGAUGAUGUCGGAGACUGGGAUGGUGAAGGGUCACAGACGCCUGUUUAUGAAAACGACAAAGUCAAACCGAGGAAGAGGUUGGUGAAGAAAGCGUCUAGUGGAACAGAGACUAUCGAUGUUCCUGAAUUGAUUGAUGAGGAUGUGGAGGAUGCGGAGUUCGAUGAGUUUAUGGAUGGAAGAGGAGGAGGAGGAGGACGAGGUGCUACAGAUUAUGCUGAUGAUAAGGUUGGUAGGAAGAGGAAGAAGGAGAAAGAUCGAAGUGGUAGUGGCAGUGGGAAGGAGAAGAGGAAUAAGUUCUCAAGCCGCGGUGAGAGGAAGUCAGAUGAGAUUGAUGAGAUGUGGAAAUCUAUUGCGAAUAACCCAGAGAAUGAUGAAGAAGGUGUUAGGACUAUGGAUGACGAUAAUUUCAUUGACGAUACUGGUUUGGAUCCUUCUGAGAGGUAUGGAGGUGAUGCUGGAGACCGCUCUCCAACCCAUUUUCCUCAGGCGGAGGAAGGUGACGAGGAUGAUGAGGUGAAUAACCUUUUCAAAAUGGGGAAGAAAAAGAAAAAGACUGAGAGAAACCCUGCGGAAAUCGCACUCUUGGUUGAGAAUGUGAUGGCUGAGCUUGAGGUCACUGCUGAGGAAGAUGCAGAACUUAAUAGACAGGGGAAGCCUGCUAUCAACAAGCUUAAGAAACUUUCCCUUCUCACCGAUGUACUUGGAAAGAAGCAGCUUCAGACAGAGUUCCUGGACCAUGGAGUUCUAACUCUGUUGAAGAAUUGGCUUGAGCCUCUUCCGGAUGGAAGCUUGCCAAAUAUAAACAUCCGUGCAGCUAUUCUAAGGGUUCUUACUGAUGUCAUUAUGUUCUUAUCAAAGUCCGAUGAGGAAACUACUUCAAACAGAAGACUUGCUAAGGAUUUGGUUGAUAAAUGGUCUCGUCCAAUUUUCAACAAGAGUACUAGGUUUGAGGACAUGAGAAAUCUUGAUGAAGAUAGGGUUCCUUACAGAAGGCCAACAGUGAAGAAACCUAUCAACAAAGCUUCAACGAUGGAGUCCAGAGAUGGUGACUUUGACUUAGAUAUUCGGCAACGUAAAUCUGGUCUGACUUCGGGUCAGAGUUCAAGGGGAGACUCGUCCAGGCAAAUGACCAUGAGACCAGAAGCAACCCCAUUGGACUUUUUGAUUCGUCCUCAAUCAAAGAUUGACCCUGAUGAGGUCAGAGCCCGUGCUAAACAGGUUUCUCAGGACCAGCGUCGAGUGAAGAUGAACAAGAAACUGCAGCAGCUAAAAGGAACAAAGAAGAAGCGGUUGCAAGCCACGAAGGUGAGCGUGGAAGGUCGGGGUAUGAUCAAGUACUUGUAG